This is a messenger RNA of Leptopilina boulardi, 954 nucleotides long. Its product is annotated as odorant receptor 67a-like. Bases 7 to 912 code for a protein of 301 amino acids. The transcript has 5 exons. Gene Ontology annotation, biological process: sensory perception of smell; detection of chemical stimulus involved in sensory perception of smell. Lineage: Eukaryota; Metazoa; Arthropoda; Insecta; Hymenoptera; Figitidae. Gene Ontology annotation, molecular function: odorant binding; olfactory receptor activity. Gene Ontology annotation, cellular component: plasma membrane. The record is from RefSeq and is a predicted model, not a curated record.
UUUAAAAUGACUUAUAUUAAAAUUUAUCGUAAUGAUUUUGUCGCUUUUAAAAAUAUGUUUCUAGACACAAAAUGCAAUCCACAAAAUAAUCAUGAAUUGUCAAUGCAAAUUAAAUUUUAUGAAAAUGAAAGAUUAAAUUCACGAAUUUUUGUGACUUCUUGCUGUGUUAAUUUAGCUUUAUUUACCCUAAUACCAUUGUCAAAGGGAGUUGUAAUCUUUAGAACUUGGAUACCGUACGAAGUUAAUUCAAGAUUUCGGUAUUGGAUUACUGAAUUUUUUCAAACAAUAUUUCUUAGUGUAUCGGUUGCAAUAUAUUCUGCAGUUGAAAUUGUUGCUCCAAUUAUGAUGCAACAAAUAUGCGCACAAUUGGAGAUAUGCAGAUAUCGUCUAGUUAAUAUUCCUCGUUUAUUAAAAUUGAAUGACACUGACAAAAUUGAAACUUAUCGACAGGAAUCUAAACUUAUGGAAAACUGUGUUUUGCAUCAUGUUUAUAUUUACAGUCUGAAGGAAAAAUUGAAUGAUCUAUUUAGUUUAAUGGUCUUUAUGCAAUUUUUUUGCUCUACUAUAAGUUUAUGUACGGUUGUUUAUCAAUUAUCAAAAAUAAUUAUAAUGAGCCUUAAAUUCUGGUCAAUGUUUAUAAUAUUGAUCCUUCUCUUAAUGCAAAUUUUUCUGUAUUGUUUAUUUGGAGAGUUAAUGAUUCAAAAGAGUUUGGCAGUCUCUGAUACAGUUUAUCGUAUGAAUUGGACUACGCUGUCGGAAAAAACAAAAAAAAAUUUAAUCAUGAUAAUGAUACGAUCAAGUAGGCCUAUUGAGUUAAAUGGUGCAUCAAUUAUCACGAUGUCUAUAAACACUUUUGUUAAGGUCCUGAAAGCCUCAUUCUCCAUUUUUAAUUUAAUACAAUCAACAACGUAAUUAAGAAACAAUUAUAAAAUAAACGAUAAGAAAAAUUCAGCA